CAUGGCAGGGACAACAACGGGUCAACCUUCGCCUCAAGUGGCUUACAGAUUCCUUGGGAAAUCUGGACUUAAGGUGUCCAAUAUUUGCCUCGGCACUAUGACUUUUGGAAAAAACUCAGCAAUCGAGCUCUUCAAUGGACCUACUCAAAAUGACGAGGCAGAGGCACACUUGAUCCUGGACCGAUUUGUGGAAAUGGGAGGAAACUUUAUAGACACGGCUAAUAUAUAUAGCUUUGGUAUAUCGGAACAGAUCAUUGGUAACUGGCUCCAAAAACAAAAACGGGAGAACCUCGUGAUAGCAACAAAAGUGCGUGCUACAAUGGGACAAGGUCCAAAUGAAACAGGGCUGAGCAGACGUCAUAUUCUACAGAUGUGUGAUGACAGCCUUAAGCGUUUACAAACCGACUAUAUUGAUCUUUACCAGACUCAUGGCUGGGACUCAGCAGUGCCGAUAGAAGAAACACUUAGAGCAUUGGAUGACCUGGUCAAGUGCGGAAAAGUUCGGUACAUAGGCGUCUGUAAUGUUAUUGGCUGGCAGAUGCAGAAGAUUGUUGACAAAGCAGAGGCCUUGGGGAUCAACUCCAUCAUAGGACUGCAGCAACAAUACAGCCUGUUGUGUCGUCACCCUGAGCUGGAGGAGUUUCAGGUGUGCAGGAAUGAGGGCAUAGGAGUUCUGCCCUGGAGUCCACUGAAAGGAGGAUUGUUAACAGGAAAGUUUCAGCGGGGAGUUAAACCAGACAGUGAAGGUUCCAGGAUUGGAUUUGUUGCUGCAAAGGAGUCGGGUAGAACAUUCCAGAGCAGUCCAGGGUGGAGCAAAUAUGAAAAUAAUGACUUUUACUGGAACCUUGUCGAUGUCAUGUCCAAGGUGGCAAAGAACCACGGUAAAAGUGUACCCCAGGUGGCGCUGAGGUGGCUUCUUCAGAAGAAUGUGGUGUCCUCAGUGAUAAUUGGUGCCACUUCAAUCAAACAGUUGGAGGACAAUAUGGGAGCCAGCACAGGUUGGACAAUUACCAAAGAGGAGAUGGAGGAACUAGACACAGCUUCAAGUGAGGAACUUCCCUAUCCCUACGAGAUGGUAUUCCGUAUGAACAUCAGCAGGAAGAAUCCAUUCAAUGGACCAUCAUCCUUUGUUGAAAAUACGCAGGAGUAAAACAUGUAUAUGUAUUGGCAGCUUAAGUGCUUGUGAUGAAGUAUUAAUUUGUAGAAUCAGGUCACUGAUUUAAAGAGUAGGAAUAAGGUCACACAGGAACAGGUAGAGUAGAAGUAAUAUGCAGAUCACACAGUCACAAGAUAGAGGUAAAAUUAGGUAAUACAGACAAAGGUAGAGGUAAAAUUAGGUCAUAUAGACACAAGAUAGAGGUAAAAUUAGGUCAUAUAGACACAAGAUAGAGGUAAAAUUAGGUCAUAUAGACACAAGAUAGAGGUACAAUUAGGUCAUAUAGACACAAGAUAGAGGUACAAUUAGGUCAUUCAGACAUAAAAUACAGGUAAAAUUAUGUCAUACAGACACAAGAUAGAGGUAAAAUUAGGUCAUACAGACACAAGAUAGAGGUACAAUUAGGUAAUAGAGACACAAGAUAGAAGUAAAAUUAGGUAAUACAGACAUAAGAUAGAGGUAAAAUUAGGUAAUACAGACACGAGAUAGAGGUAAAAUUAGGUAAUACAGACACAAGAUGGAGCAGAAUACAGGACACACUCACAAGUGUAGGUCACAAUUUGUGUGAAUGAUUGAAUCAAUGAAAAGUUGUAAUUGGGUGUCCAUGGGGGUUAACAUACUUAUGUUAAGUAAUUUCAAUCUCUAUGGGUGUCCAUGGGGGUUAACAUACUUAUGUUAAGUAAUUUCAAUCUCUAUGGGUGUCCAUGGGGGUUAACAUACUUAUGUUAAGUAAUUUCAAUCUCUAUGGGUGUCCAUGGGGGUUAACAUACUUAUGUUAAGUAAUUUCAAUCUCUAUGGGUGUCCAUGGGGGUUAACAUACUUAUGUUAAGUAAUUUCAAUCUCUAUGGGUGUCCAUGGGGGUUAACAUACUUAUGUUAAGUAAUUUCAAUCUCUAUGGGUGUCCAUGGGGGUUAACAUACUUAUGUUAAGUAAUGUCAAUCUCUAUGGGUGUCCAUGGGGGUUAACAUACUUAUGUAAAGUAAUGUCAAUCUCUAUGGGUGUCCAUGGGGGUUAACAUACUUAUGUAAAGUAAUGUCAAUCUCUAUGGGUGUCCAUGGGGGUUAACAUACUUAUGUUAAGUAAUGUCAAUCUCUAUGGGUGUCCAUGGGGGUUAACAUACUUAUGUUAAGUAAUGUCAAUCUCUAUGGGUGUCCAUGGGGGUUAACAUACUUAUGUAAUGUCAAUCUCUAUGGGUGUCCAUGGGGUUAACAUACUUAUGUUAAGUAAUUUCAAUCUCUAUGGGUGUCCAUGGGGGUUAACAUACUUAUGUUAAGUAAUUUCAAUCUCUAUGGGUGUCCAUGGGGGUUAACAUACUUAUGUUAAGUAAUUUCAAUCUCUAUGGGUGUCCAUGGGGGUUAACAUACUUAUGUUAAGUAAUUUCAAUCUCUAUGGGUGUCCAUGGGGGUUAACAUACUUAUGCUAAGUAAUUUCAAUCUGUAAUGAUAAAUGAUCCCUUUUUCUGUGCCUGUCCAAUUUUAUUGAUCAAAUUUUAGAUUCUUAUAUCUACAAUUUUAACAAAUAGAUUGAUGUUAUUUCAGAACUAAUCGAAAGAAUAUUUAUAUGUACUUGAACUUAUUGUACAUACAUUGUAAUCAAGAGUUGAUUCAUAACUGUGAUAUUUUCACUUUUGUAUCCUGUUAU
Ylistrum balloti is the source of this 2797-nucleotide messenger RNA. Its product is annotated as 1-deoxyxylulose-5-phosphate synthase YajO-like. Lineage: Eukaryota; Metazoa; Mollusca; Bivalvia; Pectinida; Pectinidae. Bases 2 to 1150 code for a protein of 382 amino acids. The record is from RefSeq and is a predicted model, not a curated record. Gene Ontology annotation, molecular function: oxidoreductase activity. The transcript is spliced from 8 exons.